Messenger RNA from Aspergillus candidus, 1118 nucleotides. RefSeq lists its product as uncharacterized. Lineage: Eukaryota; Fungi; Ascomycota; Eurotiomycetes; Eurotiales; Aspergillaceae. The transcript has 2 exons. Bases 298 to 945 code for a protein of 215 amino acids. The record is from RefSeq and is a predicted model, not a curated record.
CCUCCUGCACAAUUCACACUGCCAACCCCAGUCAUCCAUGUACCUCGCCAUAUCCCGUGCCAGUCGCUUCCCAACCGUGGCACAGAUGACGCUGUUCUACAACCGAUCGGCGUUCCUCUGGUCCAAUCCGGACAACGCCCGGCUCUCGGCCGCAGAUGACGCUGACCGGUUUCCAAACUUGAUACUAUAAAAGAUGUUUUUAGGCGCGGGAUGCGAUUACUUUAAGAAGACCAUCCAAUCUCCCCUACCACACCAAAUCCUUCUGAUUCUUUUCCCUUGCUUCUUUCUUCUCUCAAUAUGGCCGAUCAAGAAAACAACAAUCCUCAGACUCCCAGCAACGAGAACGGUCCUAGCUCUCCUCCACCAAAGGAAGAAGAGUCGUCCCCUUCCCAAGAACCCAAGCAAGAGGAAGAAUCGUCUUCCGAACCCAAACAGGAAGAAGAGUCCUCUCCUUCCCAACCCAAGCAAGAAGAACAAGGACAACAAGAAGACUCAUCCCCACCUAAACCCCCCAAACAAGAACCUCAAUCCGAGGCCACGCCCCAACCCCAACCCCAAGAAGAAUCCCCCCGACGCCGACGCCCCCGUCCCCAGCGCCCCCGACGCGAGGAACCCGAAAUGGACCAAGCCGUCGAGAAGCCCCGUCGCCAGCGCCGCCAGCGCCGCCAGCCCCAAGGAGACGGCGGCCCGCUGGGCGGCCUCGGCGGCGUCGACCAGGCCGGCGAACUCGUGCAGAACACCGCCGGUAACGCCGUCAACGGCGUGACCAACACGGCGGGCAAGGCCGUCGGCGGCAUUCUGGGCGGCAACCAGGGCGAGAAAGAAGAAGGCGGCGGUGGUGGGAAAGAUGAACAACUGCGGUUGCGGCUGGACCUCAACCUUGAUAUUGAAGUGCAGCUGAAGGCUAAGAUUCAUGGUGAUUUGACGCUGGGUUUACUAAAAUAAAAAAAAGCCCACCGCACCAGAUCGAUCUACUAUACUAUCCACAUAGAAAGACGAUCUCGCCUCUCUACCGCAACCACCAUCCAUCAUAUCCUCUCUCUUUCGUGUUUCGUGUUUCGUGUUUCGUGUUUUACAUCCACGCACGGUGUUUAAAUCGAUAGGGGUUCGAUUUCUAG